Messenger RNA from Heterobasidion irregulare TC 32-1, 453 nucleotides. RefSeq lists its product as uncharacterized. The transcript has 2 exons. The annotation marks the transcript as partial. The record is from RefSeq and is a predicted model, not a curated record. Gene Ontology annotation, molecular function: protein binding. NCBI's taxonomy places the organism in Eukaryota, Fungi, Basidiomycota, Agaricomycetes, Russulales, Bondarzewiaceae.
GGUUAUGAUGGCAGCGCAGUGCAGGCUGCAGCUUACGGAGGAGGCGAGAAUUCCGUGAAUUUGCUUUUGGAGAAGGGUUGGAGUAUAGAUGUUAAUUACAGAAUAAGCUAUUCGGCCGGGGCUCUGCAGUCGGCUGCCGGCGGAGGUCACCAAUCGAUCGUAGAGCUGUUGCUCGAGAAGGGGGCAAGUUUACAACUCAACAACGGAUACUAUGACACUGUUCUUCAAGCAGCAGCCGAACACGGGCAUGAGUCACUCGUUAGAAUGAUGCUGGACAUGGGCUUUCACCCUGAUGCAGAAGAAGGAUAUAACGAGAUCUCGCUUCAGGCAGCAAGUGCCGAAGGUCAUCAGUCUGUUGUCGAGCUGCUGUUGGAAAAAAGAGCAGAUGCAAACAGGAGAAGUGGCUUCUUUGGCACGGCACUGCAGAAUGUCUGCAGCGAGGUUGCUCCUUGA